AUGAUGUUGAACGGUAGGAGGGAAUGCGAUAAGCCGGAGUUCACAAGGCAACGGGCAGUUUGCAAUGAAUACUCAAUCCUCGACUACAUCCUGGUAGACAGGGGGAGCACGCAGAUCCCAGAGCUGCACAUAAGUGCGAUAGAUAUAGGUUCGACCGACCACUUCCUCAUAUGGGCAAACAUCGACCGAUCUAGAAAGAUCAAGAGUAAGAAACAGAGGAAAGUGUUCCGGUGGAAGGUAGAGCGUUUGGGAGACGAUGGGACACGGGAUGAAUUCCAGAAGGGGCUGGCUGGUAGUGUAGAAUCCUUCAGGAAACUGCUGAGAAGCGUCGAAGACGGACAGGUAGACGUACAGACAGCAGGGGACAGGGUGAUUGAAGGGUGGGAGUCCAUCGUGAACGCAACGGCAGAGAGAGUAGUGGGAAGGAAGGUGGUACGAUGUGGGGUAUCGGUUAAGUGGUGGGAUGACGAGCUGAAAGAAGAAAUAGGGGAACGUAGAGAAGUCUUCAAGCAGUACCUGAGUGAGGCGUCUGAGGAGAGUUGGGAAAAGUACAGGGCCAAGAGAAAACAGGUGAAGGGACUAGUGAGAAAGAAGAAAAAGUGUAUUUGGGACGAAGUAGUGCAGAAGGCCAACGGAGGCCUGGAGGGGAACGUCAAGCAGAUGUGGGAAGGGAUUAGUGGAAUGGUAAAAAAGACCGCGCAAGGGGGGGAUACAGGGGUAGCAACUUUGCGAGGUGUGAACGGUGGAUUAGUCAGCAGUGGGAAGGGAAAAAGGGAAGUUCUAGCAGGACACUACAAGAGACUUGGAGUGCCCUCGGAGAAUGAAGCUUUUGACCAAGUGUUUAAGAAGGAGGUGGACGCAUGGGCCCAAAAAGAAGAAGAGACAUCGAAGGCAGACGUUGGGAACGUAGAACUAGAAAAGGAGUUCACUGAGGACGAGGUUGAGGCGUGUGUGAACAAGCUGAAGUGCCACAAAGCAGCAGGAGCGGAUGGGAUAUUCAACGAGUUCAUGAAGUUUGGGGGGAAGGGGAUGAUCCAGCUGAUGGUACUGCUAUACAAUUGGGUGUGGAAAAACGAGUAUACGCCAAGUAGAUGGAGGGAAGGAGUGGUUGUGAACUUGUUUAAGAAAGGAGACAAGACUGACCCAGGAAACUACAGGGGGAUCACACUGUUGAACACAGUAGGAAAAGUGUUCUGUAAGCUGCUGAACGAUAGGAUAGUGGGAGUAUUGGAGAAGGAACAUAGCAUUAGUGAGGGCCAGGCAGGUUUCCGCAAGAAGAGGGGGUGCGUAGACCACGUGUUCACGGUAGGGAGAAUCAUCCAAGGUAGAAAGAGGGCGGGAAAGCCGACGUACUGCUUCUUCCUGGACGUGAAAAAGGCAUACGACACCGUAUGGAGAAAUGGGUUGUGGAAACAACUGUCCAAAUACGGGAUCAAGGGGAAAAUGUGGAGAGUGCUGAAGAAGAUGACAGAGUGCACGAAAAGCGCGGUCAUGCUAGACGGAGAACUGUCAAAAUUCUUCGACAUUGAGCAGGGGGUCCCACAAGGUUGCACGCUGUCCCCAACAUUGUUCCAGGUGUUCAUCAACGAUCUGUUGGAAGUCGUAGAGGCAGUCCGGAAGGGAGUAAAAGUAGGGGACACGGAAACGUCGGUUUCAGGAAUGCUGUUUGCGGAUGAUUUUGUCGGUAUGUCGGACACCCCUGAGGGACUGCAACUGCAAAUUGACGCGGCGAAGAAGUUUACUGAUAAGUGGAGAUUGUCUGCCAACGUUCAGAAGAGUGCCGUCAUGGUUUGCAACGAGAACAAGGAGGAACCAGUAGAACAUAGAUGGAAGUGGGGGAUCGAGGAGAUUGCAGUAGUGGACCAGUACACAUACCUCGGAGUAGAGAUCGCAAAAGACUGCUCGUGGAAUGCACACAUGUCCAAGGUAGCGGAAAAGGGCAAAGCACGAGCAGGGAAGCUGCACCCAAUACUCGCAAACCGGCACCUCGAUACACGCAUCAAAUUGACGGUUUUGAAGAGCGUAAUCGUACCGCCGCUAGAGUACGCCGGAGAAGUAUGGGAAGGAAAUAAGAAGGUAGUGAAAGAACUCGAGGCGGCGCAGAUGAAAGCAGCGAAAACCAUCCUAGGAUGCUCCAGGCGCACAAGUAAUGCAGCCGUGAGGGCAGAAUUGGGGAUCCAAUCCCUACGGUCGGGAAGAGACGCGAGGAAGCUGACCUGGCAGUAUCGCAUGUGCGGGAUGGGAGAGGAGAGGUUGCCGAGAAUUGUAUGGGAGGCGAAGUGGGCAAACAAAAAGAGGGGUAGACAACCCACGGAAUGGGUCAAGGUUGUAGAGGACGUAUGGAAGGGGCUCGACAUCGACGAAGAUGAAACGCUGGAAACGGAGGGUCUACAGGGGUUCAAGGAGAAGAUAUCUGUUGCUUGUGCCGAGAGAGAAGAACAGAAUCUGAGGAAAGAAUCCAAGGAUAAGGAGGGUCUAGAAGUGUACGGAAUGUUGAAGGAAGGAAUAGGGACGGUAGAUGACGAAGACAACGAGUUCAAAUGUGAUUGCAGCUUCGAAUGCGAAGACCGUGUUCAUGUAGUCGCGGAAUGUUCGUGGGUUUACCACCUGGACAUGACCACGGGAGACGAGGUGGACAUUUCCACCCGGGCGGCGCAGCUGUUCAUGGCCCCAAGUACCCACUGCGAGGGCGGGGAGGACGCCGUUAUCCUCGUCGAGACGGACGGGGAUGAGAGCGGGCAGCACUUGGUGUCGGCGAGGGUGGACGGCUCGGCCAAGAAGAGGAUCUGUCCGACGAGGGGUUUCAGCACGUUUGGCGUUUCUCCCGACGGGCAGAGGCUGUGCCUGAUGCAGCAAGACAUGACGACGGGUUUCUACACCAUCAGCGUCUUGGAAGGGGGAGAGGGAGCUCUGGACCCCCUCAGCACGGCAACGAUGGAACAGGUAGAGAUCCCUCUGGAUCGAGUGAUCAUGGCCUUCUUCUUCAGCCCGGACUCAACCAAGCUCCUGUGCCUCGCCACGAAGGUGUGUGUUUUUUAG
Molecule: messenger RNA, 3039 nt
Organism: Ectocarpus sp. CCAP 1310/34
Lineage: Eukaryota; Phaeophyceae; Ectocarpales; Ectocarpaceae
Source: the annotation of a GenBank genome assembly